Durusdinium trenchii is the source of this 381-nucleotide messenger RNA. Lineage: Eukaryota; Dinophyceae; Suessiales; Symbiodiniaceae. The record is from the annotation of a GenBank genome assembly.
AUGGAGCUCGAGUAUUUGACCAGCCUCGGGUUCAGCAUCAUCGCCACGGAGCCGAUUCUGUUGCACCACCCAGAGGACCCUCCACCAGAGCCGGCAGAAGCUAGCCUGGCUUUCGCCGAGGCUGAAGAUCGUGGAGGGCGAGCCGAUACUCCUCCUGUGCCGCCCAAGGUGCAUCGACGCGGUGCAGAGGACGGAGGCGAUUUUCGGGAAUCUAGAGGGUUCAGCGUCCAGCGAAGCACCGACCCGAUCCUGUUGCGCCGCCAAGAGGACUUGGAAGAUGCUAAGCAGAAACUGGAGGAACGAAGGAAGAACCGGCGCCGCGUGAGUAGCAGUCUACUCAUGUCGCGCUGUGCGUUUUUUCAAGGCUACAUUGCAACAUAA